Messenger RNA from Klebsormidium nitens, 3214 nucleotides. NCBI's taxonomy places the organism in Eukaryota, Viridiplantae, Streptophyta, Klebsormidiophyceae, Klebsormidiales, Klebsormidiaceae. The record is from the annotation of a GenBank genome assembly.
AUGGCGACCCUUCAAUCCACACCCUCCUCCAAGGCCCCCGACAAGAGCAAGACCUCCCCUCGCAGCGCGCAGCAAUCCCCCGCGGUCAUGGAAGAUGCGACGCUCUCACGAGUGCUGCAAGUCACGCUCACCUACCCCGAGAACAACCAGGCCCUUCCGGUGUACAUGGAGCAACUAGCGGCAGAGAUGCUUUCGGAGGGGCACGAGCUGCUGCUGGCCCGGGGGGAUCUCGAGAGGAUUCUAAUGGACAGAUUGUCCAUGCCGCAGGAGACGCUCCAGAAGGAUGCGCAGGAGACGCCGCUCAAGUAUCUGGUGGAGAGCUACCGGCGAGCGGGGGAUGAGGCGAGGAGGGUCAGGGCGUCCAGGAAUAAGGAGCUGGUCGCGCAGCUGCAGGACACGCUCGCCACCGCUAAGGACCUACUCGUCUCCUACACGGGCCUUAUGCUGCAGCAUCCCGACAUGUUUCCCCAGCCCCGCCCUAGCAGAACCGCCCGCAACACCCUCUCCCUCCUUGACCUCAUCGUCCCCUCAUCCGAAGCCAGCCCCCUAGGGUUUCCUUCUUCCGGGGGGGCCGCCGGCCUGCCCCCAGGGUUUCUCGACCAACUGGUGCAGCGAUUUGAGUCUGAGGGGCUAGAGGAGAUAUUCACCCCUGUCUUCUCAGAGCUCCCGGGGCGGCUUGUCAAUGUGUCCCCCCUCGGCCCAUUCCAAGGCCCGCUCAAAGCGCUCGCCACUCUAGUUGCUUACCCGGCAGUCGCCAAAGUCCUGGUCGCCCAUCCAAAGUGGCUGCCGAAAGUGCCGAACGGGCGGAUGCUGGAGCUGUCGAGCAUCCUCGGGCCGUUCCUGCGGCUGUCCGUCUUCCCGGACGUGUUCAGCGGCGGGAAACCGGACGUCGUCCAGCAGUGCUUCGACGGGGACAUGCUCGAGAUCAACCCGAAGCGGCAGCAGGAGAUGCUCGCGAGCCAGGUCUCGCUGAGGUCGCUCCUGGGCCAGUUGCACGAGGGGCUGCACGAGGUGUUCCUCGCGCUGCUGCGGAAACCGGACACGCGGGAGCGGGCCCUCGAGUACAUCGCGGCGGUCAUCACGGCAAACGAGGGGCGGAGCAAAAUGCAGGCGGACGUGCAGGCGGUGGCGAGCCACAGCUUCUUCCACAACCUGGGGGCGGUGAUGCUGAAGCUGUGCGAGCCGUUCCUGGACCCUGCAUCGAACAAGAAGGACCGGAUCGACCCCGGGUACGUCCUCCAAAACGUGCGCGUCAACUUCAAGGACCUGACGGCGCUCGCAGCGUCGUCGGAAGAAGUCGCCUCGUGGGUCGACAAGCGGAAUUACGCUCGGACGGAGGGGUUCAGGGUGCUGCAGCAAGAACAGGAGCAAGAGGAGCUGCGGCGGCUGUCGGCGCAGGGGGCCACGAGCUCUGCGCCCGCCCAAAACGCCAGGAAUCCGGGCAGUAGGAGGGCGUCGGGGUCGACGCCCCCGUCUCCUGGGGGGGGGCAGGGGUACCACUUCAUUUGCGAGUGCUUCUUUCUGACGGCGCGGGCGCUGAACCUGGGGCUGGCGAAGAUCUUGUCGGAAUACCAUCACUUGACUCAGACGCUUGGGCGCAUGAUGCCGACGUACAAGCGGCUCGCUGCGGCGAAGGAGGCGGGGACGCUGAGCCCCCAGGAGGCAGCGCAGCUGGAGCAGUACAAAAAGGGCGUCACCCAGCGCAUCCAAAUGCAGCUGCUCUUUGAGACGGCCCUUAGCGACGUGUCAUUCAUCCAGUCUGGCAUGAGCUACUACCGCUUGAUGGCCAUGUGGCUGGCGGACCAGGCCGGGGGGCUCCGGGUGCCCCUGCCGGUAACCCCCCCCAUGGAGUUCUCGUCCAUGCCCGAGCAUUUUGUGGAGGACAUGGACGAUCUGCUACUCUACGUUGCGCGGCGGGCGCCUCGAGCAUUCGAAGGCGCAAAUUUGGAGGACCUCACGAGCUUCAUGGUGGUAUUCCUGGGCAGCCCGCUGCACAUGAAGAACCCGUACCUGCGCUCCAAGUUUGUGGAGAUUCUCGCGGACUGGCUGCCCGACCGGUGUCCCACCGGAAGCAUCCGCACCAUCAUGACCGGCCUCUUUGAGGGGCACCCCCUCGCGAUCCAGUCUUUGGUGCCCAACCUGCUGCGCCUGUACGUGGAUAUCGAGUUUACAGGGUCGCACACGCAGUUCUACGACAAGUUCAACAUCCGGCACAACAUCGCAAACAUCCUGGAGUACCUGUGGAAGGUGCCCGCGCACCAGGCGGCGUGGCAGCGCUUUGCGGUGGCGGAGGAAAAGGGCUUCUACCUGCGCUUCAUCAACAUGCUGGCAAACGACGCCAUCUAUCUCCUAGACGAAGCGCUACGAACCAUCCCCGAACUCAAGGAGACCGAAGAGGAUAUGGCCGACACCGAGCGGUGGCAAGCUCAGCCGGCUGAGACGCGGACGGAGCGGGAGGAGAUGUACCAGCGGAACAUCCAGAACGUCAAGUGGGACAUGCAGCUAGCCGGCAAGCACCUGGAGAUGCUGGGCUACACGUCGGCGCUGAUCGUGGCGCCGCUGCUGCUGCCCGAGAUGGUGGAGCGCCUCGCGGCCAUGCUCAACUACUUUUUGCUGCAGCUAACGGGCCCGCAGCGCAAGGUGCUCAAAGUCAAGGACCCCGAGAAGUACGGCUUCAAGCCGCGCGAGCUGCUCGGACAGAUCGUGGACAUCUACGUCAAUAUCUUCCGCGGCGACCGCGACGACGCGUUCGCGUCUGCGGUGGGCGCCGACGAGCGCUCGUACCGCGAGGAGGCGUUUCCGGAGACCGCGGACCUGCUGCGGACGCACAUGCUGCGUCCGGAGCCGACCGUCCGGUCCUUCGCGGAGCUUGGGGAGAAAGUGCGCGGGCUGCGCUCGGAGGCGAUGGACAUCGAGGGCGCGCUGGGUGAAAUUCCGGACGAGUUUCUGGACCCGAUCAUGGGCACGCUGAUGAAGGACCCCGUGAUAUUACCGAGUUCCCAGACCGUGGUGGAUCGGGCGGUUAUUCUGCGGCACCUGCUCAGCGAUCAGAAAGACCCCUUCAACCGGAGCUUCCUUAAGGCCGAGAUGCUGCAGCCCGAUACAGAGCUGAAGGCCAAAAUCGACGCGUUCUUGGCCGAGCAUCGCCAGUAGGAGCGUGUCUUCAGAAUUGUCGUCACCUAGAACGAAUCAUGAGCGGACACGGACAAACGAG